Molecule: messenger RNA, 576 nt
Organism: Trypanosoma rangeli
Lineage: Eukaryota; Euglenozoa; Kinetoplastea; Trypanosomatida; Trypanosomatidae
Exons: 1
Coding region: 1-576 (191 amino acids)
Source: RefSeq, a predicted model, not a curated record
AUGGUAUCCCGAACGUCUCAGUUCUCGUGCAUCGUAUAUCUUGCAAAUGGGCGUUUGCGUCACCCACACCAGUGCCGUUGCCAUGGAAGGUUUUUCUCAGCCGGGCUUGGAACAUCGUCGGAAGUACAAAGCUUAAAUUCAAGGGGGAAAUACUUCACAUUGGACCCGGUGGAAAUGGAGCCUGUCUUUGGCAUACAUCUUGUCUCCUACUCCUCAGAAGAGGGGGAUUUCUACACGCCUGAUGCAUUACAGGGAAAAUAUGUUUUAACGAGUGGUGAUGAGACAGCAGCGUACAGGAAAAGUGGCAAGGAUAAAAUGGAGCAGACCGCGUUAGGGGCGGAAACGACAUAUAAUGAGGAGUCACUAGCAAUAAAUUUACACAACACGAUAGAUGCUGCGCCAUAUCGAGUUGCAUGGUACGACUACGGCCCCGUGAGUCCCGCCAAACGUUUUACUUACUGUGCUUAUCGUCGUCUGCAGGAAUUGUCACCGGACUGGCAGGAGUAUUACCCCACAUGCUGUAUCAAGAAACAGCCACAGUGCGUUACGUCAAUCAAAUCUGGGAUUGUUUUAUGA